This is a messenger RNA of Suncus etruscus (white-toothed pygmy shrew), 2312 nucleotides long. It is a transcript of the gene ACOX2, whose product is annotated as acyl-CoA oxidase 2. Gene Ontology annotation, biological process: very long-chain fatty acid metabolic process; lipid homeostasis; fatty acid beta-oxidation using acyl-CoA oxidase. The transcript is spliced from 15 exons. The coding region runs from base 180 to 2222 and encodes 680 amino acids. Lineage: Eukaryota; Metazoa; Chordata; Mammalia; Eulipotyphla; Soricidae. Gene Ontology annotation, molecular function: fatty acid binding; FAD binding. The record is from RefSeq and is a predicted model, not a curated record. Gene Ontology annotation, cellular component: peroxisome.
CUCCCGCCAGGCAGGGCCGGCCCUGGGGGAGGAGAAAGAGGCCGGGCCGCCCGCCUUCCCCUUCCCCUUCCUUCCCCUUCCCGGCCUAAGCGGCUCCCCGGGGUGCGCGACCAGGCCUGCGGCAGAGGCGGCGGGAGGAGCACGGAGACCCAAACAGGGAGAGCCACACUGGAACCAGGAUGGGCAGCCCAGUACACCGUGUGUCCAUGGGGGAGACCUGGAGCAGGAAGAUGCACCCAGACAUAGAGAGUGAGAGGUCGGUGAGGCCUUUCAGCGUGGAGCAGCUCACCAACAUCCUGGAUGGAGGCGCCCAGAACACCGCUCUCCGCAGGGACGUCGAACGCAUCAUCCAGAGCGACCCGGAGCUUAGCCUGGAGGAUAAUUAUUUCAUGACCCAGAAUGAACGCUAUGAGGCUGCCGUGAAGAAGUCAUGCAUUGUACAGAUGCUGGCACAGAAGCUGGGCUGGUCCGAAGGUCUGGAAUUAAAAUAUGCAUACAGAGCCCUUUCUGGAGACAUGGUCUUCACCAUUCACAAAGUGUUCCAGAAGGCUCUAGAAAGCCUGGGAUCUGAUGAGCAGAUAGCGAAAUGGGGCCCGAUGUGCAACCGGUUCCAGAUCAUUUGCACCUAUGCCCAGACAGAAUUGGGCCACGGGACGUAUCUUCAGGGCCUGGAGACUGAAGCCACCUAUGAUGCUGCCACCCAGGAAUUCGUGAUGCACAGCCCCACUAUGACUGCCACCAAGUGGUGGCCUGGAGACUUGGGGCGAUCAGCCACCCACGCCCUGGUCCAGGCCCAGCUGAUCUGCUCAGGAGUCCGACAGGGCAUGCAUGCCUUCAUCGUGCCCAUUCGUAGCCUACAGGACCACAGCCCACUGCCAGGAGUCACUGUUGGAGACAUUGGGCCCAAGAUGAAUUUUGAACACAUGGACAAUGGCUUCUUGCGGUUGGACCAUGUGCGAAUCCCCAAGGAGAACAUGCUGAACCGCUUUGCACAGGUCUCUCCAGAUGGCACCUACAUCAAGCUGGGGACGCCUCAGAGCAACUACCUCUCCAUGGUGGUGGUGCGCGUGGAGCUGCUGCUGGGAGAGAUCGUCCCGCUGCUGCAGAAGGCCUGCUGCAUCGCCAUCCGCUACUCAGUCAUCCGCCGCCAGUCCCGUCUCCGGCCCAGUGACCCGGAAGCGAAAGUCCUAGACUACCAGACGCAACAGCAGAAACUCUUCCCUCCCCUGGCUUCUGCCUAUGCCUUCCAAUUCCUGGGACAGAACCUCCUGGAAUUUUUCCAUCACUCCUACAGUGCCAUUCUGGACAGAGACUUCACCCUCCUGCCUGAGCUCCAUGCACUAAGUUCGGGGAUGAAGGCCCUGCUGUCGGAGCUCUGUACGCAGGGGACAGAGACAUGCCGCAGGGCCUGCGGUGGACAUGGCUACUCCAUGCUGAGUGGCCUGCCAUCGCUAGUCACCAAGGUGACCGCCUCCUGCACCUAUGAGGGGGAGAAUACGGUGCUCUACCUACAGGUGGCCAGGUUCCUGGUGAAGACCUACCUGCAGGCUCAGGCCUCCCGAGGCGCCUCACCGCAAAUGUCUCUCCCUCAGUCUGUUGCCUAUCUGGCCACGCCUGGCCAGCCCAAGUGUCCAGCCCAGAGGGCAGCUGACUUCCUUUGUCCGGAGCUCUACACCACGGCUUGGGAACACGUGGCAGCUAGGCUCAUCAAGGACUCUGUGCAUCAUUUACAAACUCUGAUGCAGUCCGGAGUUGACAGGCAGGACGCCUGGAACCAAACCACCAUCAUACACCUCCAGGCCGCCAAGGCACACUGCUACUACAUCACAGUGAAGAGCUUUGCAGAAGCUCUGGAGAAACUAGAAAGGGAGCCAGCAAUCCGGCAGGCUGUCAAGCGCCUCUGCGACCUCUAUGCUUUACAAGGCAUCCUGGCCAGCACAGGUGACUUCCUCCACGACGGCUUCCUGACUGGGGCCCAGGCAGACAUGGCAAGGACAGCCUACAUGGACCUGCUCCCUCUCAUUCGGAAGGACGCCAUCUUGUUAACAGAUGCUUUUGACUUCACGGAUCAGAGUCUAAAUUCAGCACUUGGCUGUUAUGAUGGAAAUGUCUAUGAACGACUGUUCCAGUGGGCCCAGAGGUCACCAACCAACACUAAGGGGAACUCUGCCUAUGAGAAAUAUUUAAGACCACUAUUACAAAACUGGAGAUCCAAGUUAUGAAGCAAUUGACAGCAUUCAAGAUCCACCACUAUGUGAUGAUGGUACAAUGGCAGACAAGUCAUUAUCAAAAUUUCAAUGUAUGUAAUUAUA